Messenger RNA from Rhopalosiphum maidis (corn leaf aphid), 838 nucleotides. RefSeq lists its product as uncharacterized. The transcript is spliced from 4 exons. Lineage: Eukaryota; Metazoa; Arthropoda; Insecta; Hemiptera; Aphididae. The coding region runs from base 52 to 693 and encodes 213 amino acids. The record is from RefSeq and is a predicted model, not a curated record.
UCGCACACCGUACGCACUGUGCAUCCGUCGCCGAUCCGCCGAGUUCCCUCAAUGCUUAAUCAGCGUCGGUCCGAAAGGUUGAAAAAGCUCCGUGACAAAACCACAUCGCACAACAACAUGUGCAAGCCAAAAGAGUCUGAGAAACGCGUGCUGGCCUCCGAAACGAUUUUUCACUCGUUCGUCGUAGCUAGGGAUGUUACUUCAAGUGUAAUCAAUUUUGAGACACCUGUGAACAUCAGUGAUAUCACUAUUCUUUCUCCAUCAAUGUAUUCGACAUCUGCAAACGGAGGAAUCAUUAUUGGAGGAACCGAUCCUGGGCAAAUUCAGAUUACAUUUCAAUGCAACAAUGUGGAUGAAGAAUAUGCUGCAGCAAAUGUUGAAUUGGGUGUAUUCAACUAUGACGCCAAAAAAAAUACUCAAUUUGAGUGUGAAAAUGAGAUAUGGACAAACAGAUUGAUUGUGAUUGCGAAAUUCUCGGUAUUAAGUAUUGUUGUUUUUGGAACACCCAAGGAUCCUAAUGCCGAAUACUUACAAAAGAUAGAACCUUCAACCAUCAAUCUUCCACCUCUUGCUGAAGGCCCUAUCGAUAUGUCUGGCGUUGUAUCUAUUGCCGAUAGCGUUAUGGAGAACAUCCAAGCUGAAAUCAAUCAACAAUUGAAUGAACUUUCCGGUGUUCGUGAAAGCUAUCAAUAAACUUACUUUUUCUGUUUGAUUCCAUAUUUUUUUGUAGUUAUUAUUACCACGUUUUUAAUUUCAAUACCAUUACUGGCUAAUUGCAUUUUGUAAUUAUUUUUGAUUACUGAGUCAUAAAUAAAUAUUAGGACAGAGAAGUCGUUAA